GUGGCUGGGGAAUUCAUGUGGAGGUCAGAGUGGAAGCAGGUGUGAGAGGGUCCAGCAGAAGAAAACAUGGCUGCCAAAGUGUUUGUGUCCAUUGGCAAGUUUGGCCUGGCCUUAGCUGUUGUAGGAAGCAUGCUGAACUCUGCCUUAUAUAAUGUGGAUGCUGGUCACAGAGCUGUCAUCUUUGACCGAUUCCGUGGAGUACAGGACAUUGUGGUAGGGGAAGGGACUCACUUUCCUAUCCCAUGGGUACAGAAACCAAUUAUCUUUGACUGCCAUUCUCGACCACUUAAUGUACCAGUCAUCACUGGUAGCAAAGACUUACAGAAUGUCAACAUCACACUCUACAUCCUCUCCUGGCCUGUCGCUAGCCAGCUUCCUUGCAUCUUCACCAGCAUCAGAGAGGACUACAAUGAGCGUGUGCUGCCAUCCAUCACUACCAAGAUCCUCAAGUCGGUGAUGUCUCACUUUGAUGCUGGAGAACUAAUCACCCAGAGAGAGCUGCUCUCCAGGCAGAUGAGUGACACUCUUACGGAGUGA
This is a messenger RNA of Gorilla gorilla gorilla (western lowland gorilla), 537 nucleotides long. RefSeq names its product prohibitin 1-like. Gene Ontology annotation, cellular component: membrane; mitochondrion. Lineage: Eukaryota; Metazoa; Chordata; Mammalia; Primates; Hominidae. Bases 67 to 537 code for a protein of 156 amino acids. The record is from RefSeq and is a predicted model, not a curated record. The transcript has a single exon. Gene Ontology annotation, biological process: mitochondrion organization.